This is a messenger RNA of Botrytis porri, 945 nucleotides long. RefSeq lists its product as uncharacterized. The coding region runs from base 1 to 945 and encodes 314 amino acids. Gene Ontology annotation, molecular function: metal ion binding. The record is from RefSeq and is a predicted model, not a curated record. NCBI's taxonomy places the organism in Eukaryota, Fungi, Ascomycota, Leotiomycetes, Helotiales, Sclerotiniaceae. The transcript has a single exon.
AUGUACAACAUACCAUUAACUACCGGUAUCGGUUACCUUAAAUCACUUUUCAGUACAUCGAGCAACAGUCAACUCAAAAUGGGUCCUCGGAAGAGAAAACUUGAGAGAAAUUUACUCGCAGCUCUCAUCGCUCUAUCUAUCUUCUCCCUCAUAAUAUUCAUAACACUCCUCUGCCAACUCAAAAACUUUCUACUUACCGAAAAUCCUCUCUUCCAACCAAAAGCCACUCACUUCAACACCCAAGAGCCCAUCCCCAAUGAGCCCAUAAACGCAAACCCAAAUCCUCUCGCUCCCCACCAGCAUAUCGAACCCCCUCAAGCAAAUCAGCCAGAAAUGAUAAAUUACUUCAACUCCCGCUUCCACGGCAUCCCGAAUCUUCAACAUUUAAGAAUCCAAGUUCGAGAAAACAUGGAUGCGAUUUUCGAGGGUAAGGUGUUGCCCUGGCCGGAGGUUAUGGAGAGGGGGUUUGCGUAUACGACGAUGGCGGAGAUUGAUCGGGAGGUGGGGUUACAGAGACGUCGAAUCCGAGAUCUUGAACCGGUUGCGCAAGAGGGGAAUGCGAUGGAAGUGUAUCCUCGUGAGCGAGGUGAUACCCCGGAGUGGAUGUUGGCGCUUUUCGAAAAUGGAAAUGGAUAUGGAAAUGCAGUUGGAAAUUCAACCACAUCUUUUCUCCACAAGCACGACGAGCAAAACAGCAGAAACGAAAAACUUACCUGUCCAAUCUGCACAGAUGAACUCCCUGCCAAAGUAUCGAUUGCCAAACCGUGUAAACAUCGCUUUUGCAUUCAGUGUUUGGAGGAUUGGAUGGUGCAUUUGAGGGGGAGGGAUGGGGGAAGGGGAAAGGGACAGAAAAUUAGAUGUCCGGUUUGUGCGAGGGAGAUUAGGAGGGUGGGGAGUGGAGGGGGGUUGAUGGAUAGGGUUGGGGAGGCGUUGAGGAGGGGGUAG